Messenger RNA from Perca fluviatilis (European perch), 3188 nucleotides. RefSeq names its product interleukin-6 receptor subunit beta-like. Gene Ontology annotation, molecular function: protein binding. NCBI's taxonomy places the organism in Eukaryota, Metazoa, Chordata, Actinopteri, Perciformes, Percidae. Bases 208 to 2634 code for a protein of 808 amino acids. The transcript has 16 exons. The record is from RefSeq and is a predicted model, not a curated record.
GUCAAGUUAGCCUACUUAACUUCCUCUUUAUUGCUCGCUGUGUUUCCAGUUGGGUGAUACUUCCCGUUUAUUUCAGGGUUGGCUUGAGUUCCUGUUACUUGAUGGCUGAAAAACAAAGUUAGUGUGACACUGCGGUGCAGUGUAGGAGACAGUCGACAUUAUCAGACAGUAAAGACGAUUUUAAUUAUUUUAUCUUGCGCAUGCUGAAUGUCUCACAGCUCUGACGAUAUUUUAAAAGGCGAUUUUCUUUCUUUCUUUCUUUUUUUCUUUCUUUCUUUCUUUCUUUCUUUCUUUCUUUCUGGUAAUGGGAUAAAGGAAAUGUAUUUCUUUCUAGUCCUAUUCAUCCUGGGUGUAACCCCUUCCAUUUGUAAAGGCCAACAUGAGAACACCUGCAACGUUGUCCCCAAAGAUAAAUACAUUGAAGUGGGAUCCAAUAUUGAUAUAGUGUGCCAGACUUCGUGUGUCCAUGGCAAAAUCUUCUGGACAAUCAACAACAGGUCUGUAGAUAAAAGGCUGUCAAACACUAUCAACUCGUCACACACAGUCCUGUCACUGAGGAACUUUACUCACCAAAGCGCUAUACUGCAGUGCCACAGUGAAGAUAUUCAGCAAGUCCUUGGAGGCACCACCAUCAAAACAUACUCAAAACCCAUCAACAUAUCAUGCAUUUUGCAUAAAAAAGAUCAGACAUUUGAAGGUUCACCAGACCAGAUCACAUGCAAGUGGGAGCAUGAGGUUAAUCCUUCAUUGGCCGUAAACUACGUACUCCGUGCCUCUUCAUCAGAACAACUCUUUGAAAUCUGCAAUAGUUCUUCAACAAACUGCAACAAUGAAAUUGAUCUAUUAUUGCAGAAUUACACUAUUACUGUGAGAGCUAAAACCUUUGCUUGGGAAGUUGAUUCUGACCCUUAUACAUUUAACCCAGAUCAUAUAUUGAAAAUGAUACCUCCGCAGUUAAAAGAACCUACCGUCUCUGAUGAUCUGUUGGUUGAGUGGGAACGGGCAGAUUUAUCAAAAUGGUGUCGCUGUCAAGUCAAAUACAGCAAGGCUGUCAAUGGAAGAACUUCAGAGUGGGUGCGCAAUAAGAAUCUAACGAAACACGAACAUGGGAAGGUGACCAUUGAAAAAGUGGAAUCCUGCAGUAACUACACAUUUUCAGUCCGCUGUGCUUUAGACAAGGCCCCCUGGAGCGACUGGAGCCAGGAGAAAGUUCUGACCACCAAACUAAACAAGAGGGAUGUCAAGCUGCGCCUGUGGAGAAAGAUAGAUGAACUGGACAAAAAUGGAGUUAGAAAAGUUCAUGCCAUGUGGAUGGAAAUUCCUUCAACAUGUCAAGACACAUUUACCUACACUAUCAAACAGACUCCCUACAAGGAACACAUGGUGGGAGUAAAUUAUACAGAUACUUUAUGUGGCAAGCCAACUUGCGAUGUUGAUGUGAGCCAAGAUGCACACAGAAUAAAUCUCACAGUCCAUAAUAAAGACCUACUUGAGUUUAUGGACUCAGUGUAUGUUCCAGCCAUUGGAGAAAGCCUCCCUCAAGUUACCGACAUCCAGACCUCAACCCUUGAAGGCGUUAUUCUGGUCAGCUGGAAAGCUCCUAUACAGCCCGUCAGUGGUUACAUGAUCGACUGGACCCACAAUGGAAAUCAAUACCAAUGGAAGGAGAGCAACGACACUAACACAGCACUGUCCAACCUCCUGGAUAAGACGCCAUACAAUAUUACAGUAACUCCCCUCUUUGAUGACAAGACAGGUCAUGGCACGCAAGCCCUUCAGAUCUGCUCCAGAGUGGCAGAUCCGGGAAAUGUUACUAUCCAUGUUAAGGCUAAUGACAAAAGUGCCCUUGUGAGCUGGAAUGUGUCACAGGAGGCAUGCAGUGGUGCCGCUGUUAACUACCGAGUUUUUCUUCUAGAUGUUACUGUCGAUGGCACAGAGCGGGUCAACUCUUUGAAAGAUCUGAAUCCAGACACACAGUACAGUGUCUAUGUCAAGGCCACAGCUCUUACUGGAACUACCAAAAGCAGUGAGAACAGCUUUAAAACCAAAAGAUUUGGUCCGGGGCUCAUCACAGCAGUCGGUAUCUGCGGAAGCAUCAUAAUACUUAUUGUGUUAUCUCUUGGAUUAAGCUGUGCUGUUCAGUGGAAGAAAUUCCAGGAGAAGCCGGUGCCUAAUCCUGGCAACAGUUCUAUGGCGUCGUGGCCAGCUUUAAGUCGUCAAGAGGGAAUCUGCCCUUUCCAGCCAUUCAGCAAUCCAACUGAAAGCCUCUGUGACAGGGUUUACACAGAAGAAACUCAGAGAAUGUCCAUAUCUCCACCAGCUACAGGCUGUAAUGGUAACCUAAUGAGUGAUCAGACAGAUGAAUACGUUGACCCAGGCACAGUUCCAGCACCAGAUGAACAGAAUGAAGACUUAGUUAAUCAUGCUGAGACACAGCAUCUAUCUUCUCCUGAUGAUUCCACUGCACUGCUUUCUUCAGAAACCAGCCCAUAUCGAAGUCAGACUUUUGUGGAAAGCCCUGCCUCGAAACACGUUAAUCAUUCUAAGCGUGUUCCAGUGAAACAGCCAGAAAAGACAGCACUGGUGACAGUGUAUGUCACUUUGGACAUGUUUCAACAAGGUCAGGGCAGAUAAGAGAAAUGAAAACAAAACCAUAACAACGUUCCAAGAGUAAAGAGAAGUCAAUCAGCUCUGAAUGAGAGAAAUGAAAACAAAACCAUAACAACGUUCCAAAAGUAAAGAGAAGUCAAUCAGCUCUGAAUGAAUUGGUUUAAGCUUGCCAAAGAAUUCCAUGAUUGUGUGUGGCAUUAUCCUGCUUGGCAAUGUGCCCACUGUGAAGUAAAAGAAGAAUGAUUGUAAACUUAUAUCAGACUUCAUAACCCAUGUCAUAAAAUGCAAUGUUUUGUGUAAAUAAAUGUACAUUUUGCGACUGUCUAUCCUUUAUUGAUACAAACAUGUAAUAUUUAUAGCUAAACAAUGUGUGUAGUAGCUGCUUUAUUGAGUCAACUUGAUGUCUUUUGCAGAGAUAUUAAAUAUAUGGAGAUAACAGCAUAUACCUCUAGCAACAUUUUUUUUGUAUCAUUUCAUUUAAAGUCCAUGAAAGGAAUUUAUUUUUUGUUCAGUAGUGACAACAUAUACACCAAAAUGGGGACCAUUCAGAACUUUAAUAAAAAUUACAUUCAUUUUAA